This is a messenger RNA of Triticum aestivum (bread wheat), 1130 nucleotides long. RefSeq lists its product as uncharacterized. Lineage: Eukaryota; Viridiplantae; Streptophyta; Magnoliopsida; Poales; Poaceae. The record is from RefSeq and is a predicted model, not a curated record. The transcript is spliced from 2 exons. Gene Ontology annotation, cellular component: membrane. The coding region runs from base 25 to 882 and encodes 285 amino acids.
CUGAACCCAACGCCCCAUACCAAGAUGUCCGAGACGACACGGUCCGUCAUGGACGCGGCUCCCGGCGACACCGUGCCAACAGCCACCGGUCACGGUCUGCAUGGCAUCCCCGUGCUCAUCACGCCUUUCCACCAGCCGGGCGGCGCCGCCGCGUCGACAGAGACGAUGCGCACGGCGUUCCAGGGCUUCCUCGUCCUCCAGGGGCAGGGGGAGGCCAAGGAGGACGAGCGGAAGAAGUGGUUCAGGGAGAUGCGCGGGUGGCUGAUGGUGCUGGCGACCGUGGCGGCGUCGGUGACCUACCAGGCCGGCCUGAACCCGCCCGGCGGGUUCUGGCAGGACACCAAGGAGGGCCCCGGCGGGCACCGCCCCGGCAACCCGGUGCUGCGCGACGAGCACUGGGUUCGGUACGUCAUCUUCUACUACUUCAACGCGACGGCGUUCGUGACGUCGCUGGUGAUCAUGGUGCUGCUCAUGAGCGAGCGGUUCUACCACGGGGAGGCCAAGGUGGUGGCGCUCAUGCUCACCACCUUCGUCGACCUCGCCAGCCUCGUCGGCGCCUACACCGCCGGCACCACGCGCUACGCCACCUCCUGCGUCUACAUCGUCGUCAUCACCUGCGUCUCCUUCAUCUGCGUCGUCUACAUCGGAGAGGCGAUGGGGGAGAUAUGCGCCUUCGUCCUGAAGAAGAUAAAGUGCAUGCGUAAUCUGGCGAAGCGGAAGUGGUUCCCGGUGCCGGCGGGUGUGGUGACGAGAUCGCUGCCGGAGGAGGAGGCUGAGGAACGCAGGAAGAGAGCGGCGACGAGCAACCGCCCCACUUGCUGCCUGUGCUGUGGCUGUGGGCAGUCACCGGCGACGUCUGGUAGGCGCGACGUGGAGGGGUAGUGAUCCGGUCGACUAACCUGUAUGCCAUGCACGUAUCAUCUCUAGCUUCUUCGUGUUGUCAGACUGUUCAUUUGUCUUUGGUUUUGUUGCUGGUUUAGUUGUUUCGUUGCCAAGAUCUGUGCGUCUCGGUGAACUUGUCGGUCUCUAUAAAGGAGCGACUAUAUUUAAGUGGCCUGAUUUUUAAUUAAGUCUAUUUUUCACUGUAUAUUACUAGUAGUUUCUUCUCUAUAUACAAAUGAAAUGUGCAA